Phragmites australis (common reed) is the source of this 1743-nucleotide messenger RNA. Its product is annotated as E3 ubiquitin-protein ligase IPI1-like. Bases 161 to 1540 code for a protein of 459 amino acids. The transcript has 6 exons. Lineage: Eukaryota; Viridiplantae; Streptophyta; Magnoliopsida; Poales; Poaceae. The record is from RefSeq and is a predicted model, not a curated record. Gene Ontology annotation, molecular function: ubiquitin-protein transferase activity.
CUAAUUUCUGGUGGACGCCAAACCGAUACCGGCAGAGGGAGGCACAGCACGAGGAGCUCAUUGGUGGUAUCGAGCGGGUCGAGGGCCACGAGCGCGCGCGAGAGAGAGAUCGGAGCUGCUCGGCGUCGCAGUGGUGGGGAACGCGGCGAGCGCUACCGGGAUGGGCGUGGGCGCAGAGGAGGAGGUGGAGACGGCCGUGGUGGCCGAGGGAGGAGGAGGCGGGGAGCAGGAGGAGCAGGAGGGCGGGGGCGGGGACGCCGAGGACAGGAAGGGGGAGGGGGAGGAGAAGGCCGCGGCAGUGAUGUCGUGCUCGAUCUGCCUCGACGCGGUGGUCGCCGGCGGCGAGGACAGGUCCACCGCGAGGUUGCAGUGCGGCCACGAGUUCCACCUCGAUUGCAUUGGUUCAGCAUUUAACGCCAAAGGAAUUAUGCAAUGCCCUAAUUGCCGCAAAAUUGAGACGGGGAAUUGGCUUUAUGCAAAUGGUUCCCGUUCAUCACAGGAUGUAAACAAUGAUGAAUGGGGUUAUGAUGAAGACCUUUAUGAUGUUGCUCACUCCGAGGUGGCAACCUUUGUGCCAUUCCGCGUCCAAUGGUGUCCUAUUGGUCGUUUAGCACAGCUUCCAUCCUUAUUUGAUGAAGUAGAUCCCUCACCACCAGCUGCUUUUCAUGAUUUCAUUGGGCAAAACUUCAACGAGCAUGUUUCUGUAUCAGUACCUGCAACAGCUCAUCCAGGUCCGUACGUCGCUUACUUUCAGCCUCUCCCACCACCAGCAUCAUCAUCAGGCUCCCAUGUCGCAGAGAGAACAAUAGAUACUGCUGGAUAUCAUGAUCGCUGGACCCCCCUGGCUGGGACAGCAGAUGGCCGACCAUUGCAGCCAAUACAUCCUAUUGAUUUCCAUCAUAACCCCUGGGCACACAUGCCCCACUCCUAUUCUCAAUCAAACAACAAUAACAGUUUAGCUGAGCAGCCAGCAGUCCCUGUGGGAGCAAUGAGGGUUGGGGGUGUUGACAGUGAUAACCAACAGCGAGGGCUUCUCCCCUCAUUUUAUGGAAACGGAUCUGGAUCAAGGCCUAGAAUUGCAAGUGUUCCUCCUAUGGCGCCACAAUUCAUAAGAGCGCAUGGAAACAUCAAUGAACAAUUCCAGCAGAGUUCUUCUAGUUUAUUCGCUGGGUCACAGCGAUCAGGAGGCAUGCAGCCAUUGGGAGCUGGUGGGCCUGCCCUGCCACCUCCAGAGAACACCUCCUUUUGCCUGUUCCCACCCGUUUCAUCAGGCCCCAGUUCAAUGGAGAACGAGGAUGUCGGAGGAAACCAGUUCUAUGCCUGGGAGAGGGAUCGCUUCGCUCCUUACCCGCUGAUGUCCGUGAAUAAUGAAGGCACCUGGUGGAGCUCUUCACAACAACAGCAACCUCACGGCACACCAGAACCUGCAUCAGCCUCGAGGAGGCUGUCCAGGCAGUGGAUUGACACUGGUAGGUCACCACCGGAGAAUAGAUUGCCGGACAACUUGUCAUUCCGACAAUUGCACAUCCCUCGGAUGUAGCCCAGCGCUGGUAAGACCUAAGUUAAUACAAACUUGGAAACCCUAUUGGUUGUAAGAGAUGGGAACACCGUUGUAAGAUAAACCGGGUCGGAUGGUAAACCUUGAGACGUUAUUGUAUGCGGGAUGCUGAAGAAAUUGGCCCAGGGAGAAAACGUUUUCGACUUGGGUUUAUGUGAAUCCAAUGAAGUACAUAUUUCUGGUCA